AUGCAUGAUUGUUGUGUCAGAGAGAGGAGGGGCACGUCCCCCCACCCUCUCUCUUUUUUAUUUUCAUCCUUCGUGUCUGUCUGUGACUCUGCUCUUCCUCUCUCUCUUGUGCGUUUUUUCCUCUAUAAAUUAACAUCCUUUGUUCCCUUUGUCCCUCACUUCCUCUUCCCUAAACUCACCCUUUUCACACUGCUGCUCCUUCCACAAUCCAGACUCUGUUUCCUCCACCAAAGUCUCCCAACCCAAACCAACCUCCUUCAAAAGAUAUCUGAGUCCAAAUCACCUGUACUCUUGGUUGCUUCUUCUAACUUAAGGCUUUCACAUAGUUUGAGGGUCAGUGUAGGAAAAUUUGGAGAUUUGAUGGAGAGGUUGAACUCAAAGCUGUACCUGCAGAACUGUUACAUAAUGAAAGAGAAUGAGAGACUAAGGAAGAAAGCACAGCUUCUUAAUCAAGAGAACCAGGCUCUGUUGUCUGAGCUCAAACAGAAGCUCUCCAAGGGGAAUCAGAAAGCCAAUGCUCCAAACACAAUCCUUGACCUGAGUCUAAGCUCAAGUGCCAGUCAAAAUCCUUCUAGUUCUUCCAACUAA
Molecule: messenger RNA, 588 nt
Organism: Sphenostylis stenocarpa
Lineage: Eukaryota; Viridiplantae; Streptophyta; Magnoliopsida; Fabales; Fabaceae
Source: the annotation of a GenBank genome assembly